UAGGAUAAAAACCAUUCAUAUUUUCUCGAAAAUUAGUUUGCUAACUAAUCACUAGCUAUAUGGCUGAGAGACAAGAACGUGAACAAGAGUACAUAUUCAGAAAUGUGGAACUGUUCAAGAAUGAUACCCUUGGUACUGGCUCCUACGGGGCAGUGUGUAAAGCCAAGUGUGACUAGCUACUCUGUGCUGCCAAGCUACUCUAUCCAGUGUUCUUCCAAAUGAUUGUUCCAGAUCCUGGUAAAGAACAUAGACAUCCAUUUAGAAGAUUCAAAAAAGAGUGUGCAUUUCUGAAACGUAUCAACCAUCCCAACAUUGUACAGUACUUAGGGACCUAUCGUGAUCCCGACACAAAUGCACCAGUUCUUCUCAUGGAGCUCAUGGACGAGAGUCUGACACACUUCCUGGAGUCAUCACUCGAAGAUAUUCCCUACCAUAUCCAAGUCAACCUCUCCUAUGACAUAGCUCAAGCACUUGCUUUUCUCCACUCCAAUGGGAUCAUUCAUCACGACCUCUCCAGCAACAAUGUCCUACUGAUUGCAGGCAGUCAAGCCAAAGUCACAGAUUUCGAAAUGUCUAAAUUCACAGAUAUAAAUGUCACUCGACUAGCCACAAUGACCACAUGCCCGGGAACACCAGCCUUCAUGUCUCCCGAGGCACUAAAGCAACCACCAGUGUACACAGAGAAACUAGACAACUUCUCCUUUGGUGUGCUUCUAGUUCAGACCACAACUCGAAAGUUUCCAAAUCCAACAGAUCCAUUUAACACUAUUCAAAUUCCCGAUCCACGAAGUCCAGGUCGCAAAGUUGAAGCUAACUUGCCGAUUCCAGAACUGGAAAGACGGGAAGCCCACAUGAGCCUGAUUGAGCCCACCCACCCUCUACUGCCGAUUGCUUGUCACUGCCUCAAAGACAGAGAUGUUGAACGACCAUCUUCCCAACAGCUUUGCCAAACACUGGAUGCUCUCAAAAGGACACUACGAUACCAGGAAAGCUCCCAAAAAGACCUGCACCAGAUGCUCAGAGAGAAAGAUGACCAAAUUACACAAAAAGGCACACAGCUACAAAACCUUAUCACAGAAAAUCAAAAGCGGAUACAAGCAAACCAAGAGACAAUAAUACAAAAAACUGAGCAAAUUCGAGCUAAAGAUAAACAAAUUACAACUAAAGAACAGCAACUACAUACACAAGCUACUGAAAUCCAAACCCUUCAACAAGACAACCAAACCCUUCAACAUGAAGGUGAAGCCAGAGAGAGACAGCUGAGGAGACUCAACCAAGAGUUGCAAUCAAGUCAGGAGAACACUGCUGCCCUCCAACAAGCCAUCGAUCAACGAGACAGAGAAGUAACUCAAUUGAGACAAACGUUGGCAAGCAAGAACGAGGAAAUUCACGAUCUAUCGACUCGAAUGCACCAAGUCAUACUGCAAGAUGAUCAAGCUACAUGUACACUAAUGAAACCUGUUACAAUAGAGUCACUACCGGAUGCACCCGUUGAUAUGUGGUAUGGAUCAUCAGCCGUGACAGGAGACAAGGCAUACUUUAACAAUGGAAGUAAAACUGUUUACGAGCUCAGCAACAAUAAGUGGCACAAAUUACCACUUUGCCCUAAAAAUGCUUUCACUAUUGUCAGUGUUGAUGACAUGCUCACAACUGUGGGGGGAGUGUCAGGCACACACGUCUAUAGUAACAAACUCUACAGCUACAUUAACAACGAAUGGGUCGAAUACUUCCCUCGCAUGCCAACCAGACGGAGGAGACCUGGAGUUGUGUACGCUAACAACACACUUAUAGUGGCUAGGGGAUCUGAUUCAAUAAUUGUAACUACUAUCGAGAUUUUAAACACUGCUAACAGGCAAUGGUCUGUCGUUGCCUCACUACCUGUGCCAAAUGAUCACCCAUCCUUAACGAUCUGUGGAGACUAUGUGUACAUACACCCACGAACUAAUGAUCAAGAGAAGUAUUCAGUGUACAGAUGCUCAUUAAGACAACUAACUCAUUCUGAGCCAAGCUCAGCUAUAUGGGAGAAGAUUGCCCCUUUGCCAGUUUACUAUUCCUCUCUUGUUACCAUCAAUGGCCACCUGCUGGCAGUGGGUGGGGUGGACUCCAAUAUAGGUAGAUCUAAGGACAUAUAUCAGUACAAUAUGACAUCAUGGAUUGUCGUUAAUCAAAUGUCAACAUCUCGAUCAUCAUGCUCCAUUGCUGCCCUCCCUGAGAGCAAACUGAUGGUGGUGGGAGGAGAUGCUACAAACAGAAAAUGUGAAGUAUUUACUUUUGUAUAGUAUCUAAUUUGUCAUAUUGUAUAGGCUAUACCAAAUAAAAGAUUUGAUCAUUC
Halichondria panicea is the source of this 2332-nucleotide messenger RNA. Its product is annotated as probable serine/threonine-protein kinase kinX. Bases 219 to 2279 code for a protein of 686 amino acids. The record is from RefSeq and is a predicted model, not a curated record. Gene Ontology annotation, molecular function: protein binding; ATP binding; protein kinase activity. Gene Ontology annotation, biological process: protein phosphorylation. NCBI's taxonomy places the organism in Eukaryota, Metazoa, Porifera, Demospongiae, Suberitida, Halichondriidae. The transcript has a single exon.